GUUGGCCGUCUGUCUGGGACAGGCGCGAUGAUGGCGCUCCUGGAGCUCGGGGGCGGGGAGCUUUUCAGAGUGUAGAAUUUUCCUGCGAGUUGGACUCUUCACCAACUGACUGUCCCGAGGGGGCUGAAGCUGCUGCCCGGGUCAGUGGCGAGGUUCGGCGCAAUCUCUGGCUUGUAACUAGAGUCCGACGCUGGAUGCGCGGGGUGACGGUGCUGUCUUCACGAACCACACAAUCCAUUCUGCACCAGGAGGUGAGGAUUCCAGGGGAGAAAAUUCUUUGUUCCUUUUCUGAAAACUGACAACCUGGCUAGAAGACAGACAGCAUGGCGGCCUGCCCACCAGACUGUGAGCUCUUCUCUGAGGACUGUUAUCCUGCACGGCAUCCCGUGCGCACAAAGUCUACCAAAGCAUGGAUCCUGGAGCCUGGUGCCUAGCAGGUGCUCCGAACACGUUUAUCCUGUGAGUGAUGGUGACAACCAGCGAUGCACACAGAGCAGUGUAGCUGUUGAAUGCAAGCUUCAUGAGAAUGGAGAGUCUGCAAAUUUUGUCCUGGGCAGUAUUCCCAGCACUGAGAAUGGAGCCUGGCACUAGGAAGUGAUAUGAAAUAUUUGCUGCGUGAGUUACCUGAUCGCUGGACCAGCUCUGGACGUGUAGUCUGGAUUCUUCUGGCUCCCCACGUUCCCUGCUACCUUCUAGUUCUUCGAGAACCUUCGUCUUCACCUUCCUCUCCAGACCCCAGGGCCGGCUGGAGCUUCGAGCACAGACUAGACCUCCAUGGAUCCCCUCCAGAAGCGUAACUCAACGUUGAUUUCUGAAUCUUCCCUGAUGACCUCUGAAGAGACAUCCAGGGAAGUCACAGCAGCCUCUCAUCCUUCCUUCUCAGGAUUGCUAAUGAUGGGCAUCAGUGACCUGAACCCCCAUCCUAGCACCAACUACUCUGCCCCUCUACCAGAGGGGCUGCUCCAGGAGCGGUACAGAGAUGAGGAAAUCCUGCAAGAGAGGCGGUGGAAAAGGUCAGCAUCCCCUCAGGGGAAGAAAACAUUCCUCGGGCACAUGAGACGGAGACACCUCGAUCACGUGGCACCUUAUCAGGUUGAAAGGGAAGCCAGAGUCUCUUCCUCAGAUGGUAGAGUUCAGAAUAGAUUCCGGUGUGAAUGUCGAUACUGCCAGAGCCGUAGGCCGAGUGUUUCUGGGAUGCCUGCGGAGAGGAAGGGGGCCCCACAUCCUUCCUCCUGGGAAACGCUAGUACAGGGCCUCAGUGGCUUGACCCUCAGCCUGGGUACCAACCGGCCCGGUCUUCUGCCGGAAGGGGUGCUCCAACAGCAGGAGAGAGAGGAGAAGCUCCAACUGGAGAUGCGGCAGGAAAGCAAAAGAAUGUUUCAGAGGCUCCUAAAACAGUGGUUAAAAGAAAACUGAGACUCUCAUCCUCAUGUGAUGGAGAUCUGAAUGGAUUCAGACGUGGAUGCUGGUGUUGCCAGAUCCUGGGCGUGGAUUGCUUUUGGGGACCAAAGAGUAAGCAAUAGUUGGAGGAGUGACAAGACCAGAGUUAUGACUGGAAAUCCUGUCAGCACGAGCCUUGAUUUGAUCCCAGGAAGGUCCUCAUCUUUCCUGCCUGGAAUUUCUGGAUCACUCUGGGGCAUUCUAUGGCAAGGGAGACUGCAAACGAGUGGUCCUUAACUCCUGUAAUAUGGCUCCCAUGAUGCAUGUUGUCACUUUCACACCCUGAAUCUCUGUCUUUCCUCCUUACUUUGUGUCAAUAGGAUAGAAACUGCCUCUGUACUGAGAAUGCCUUGUUGCUGUGUGUGUGCUUUUGUGCCAUUUUAUUGACUGCUUCCAAGAAGCAGCACUAGGUUUGGUGGAAUGCACGGGCACUAAACUUAGAUCCAGUUUCCAAGAUCUGAGGCUAAACAAAGUGUGGGAAAAGGACGUGGAGCUAGAACUUGGGGGUUCGCCAUUUGUAUCGUAUGGUUUGUAUAAGCUAUUAUGAGUAUGACGAGCUUAAAUGUAGCUGUUUCCCUGCUCCUUAACAUCGAGUAGUCUUCCCCCUUGAGGGAAUUUCUGAUGGGUUACCUCGUCGUCGAUACCAAAUAAAUACACGUGUGAAAGGAAACUAACUUUAGAAUUCAGGUUUGUUCAUCCAUAUUGUUUUGUCCUUUGUUAGAUCUGAGAUCACUACAUUUAAAUCCCAGAGCAGUAGAUCAGAGUGAACCAAGAGGAGCUCUAAACCGUGCGCAUUUGGAACAGGGGAGGAGGGAGGGCAACAGAGAAUACCAUCAAGCCACUAUUUGUGGCCCUGCAGCGAAGCCAGCCUUCAGGUCACCCAGGCAGAGCAAAUGGAAGAGAGCCCUUCUGCCCAUGGAGAGUUGGAAGCAGAGUCUGCUGCCCACAGUAGGAGGUCCUGCCAGAUGGUGCUGGUGCCCCUGGCACGCAGACUCCCGGGGCCGUUCCUCGUUGCCUGGUAUCCCUGGGUUGGUGCAGGCAAACAGUAGUUUCAUGCCUGCCGCGUGAGAACCAGAGUGUCACUGAGUUAUUUGACAGUCGUAUUUGGAUUUAGACAUGUGCCUUUUCAUUUCAGGAGGCACGAAUGAUUAAAUCUACCUUUUCCCUCCACAGAAUCCAAUGAUGUGUACCCAGGAAGUGACCAUGCAGUUCUUCUGAACUGAAAAUAAACUCUGCUUUCCGUUA
Molecule: messenger RNA, 2685 nt
Organism: Equus quagga
Lineage: Eukaryota; Metazoa; Chordata; Mammalia; Perissodactyla; Equidae
Product: protein FAM156A/FAM156B-like
Exons: 5
Coding region: 775-1416 (213 amino acids)
Biological process (GO): epigenetic programing of female pronucleus
Cellular component (GO): nucleus
Source: RefSeq, a predicted model, not a curated record